This is a messenger RNA of Camellia sinensis, 2136 nucleotides long. Lineage: Eukaryota; Viridiplantae; Streptophyta; Magnoliopsida; Ericales; Theaceae. The record is from RefSeq and is a predicted model, not a curated record.
UUGGUUUGAUGCUAUAGUUGUGGUUGUGUUUCUUAUCAAUAGAAUGCCUAGUGUUUUUCUUUUCAUCACAAGUCCCCUUUUGAUGUUUUCUCCAUUCAAUCCUAGAUCGUUCCUUCUUCAAAGUGUUUGGCUGCCAAUGCUUUCCUUGGCUCAACCCAUAUGCUACUCAUAAGCUUCAACCAAAGUCUGUGCCUUGUGUCUUUUUAGGAUAUUAUCCAACUAUUAAAGGUUAUAGGUGCCUUAAUCCAUUCACUGGUAGGGUUUAUAUUUCUAAGCAUGUGCUGUUCAAUGAGACUUGUUUUCCUUUUUUAACAAAUCAUUUAGUUGCACCUCCUUCUUCAACACCUGGUUGUUAUGAAAUGAAUUGUAAUUACAUUAUGGGCGUCUUCUUCACCUAUUGUCUCUUCUUCUUCAGCUCAUAUUUCUUCUCCUUCACCUUCAGGUCAUAUUCCUAAUCAUUCAAGUCCUAUUUCUUCUAAUCCUUCGAAUUUUGUAUCUCCAACUAUUUCUAGUUCUUCUAAUCAGUCUAUGCCUCUUUGCUCUACACCUACCUCUGCUGCAAUUCCUAUAUAUUCUAUUUCAAUUGAUAUAUCUCUUCCUUCACGUCCUCCAUCUUCUUUUCCUUCUUCACCUGCUCCUAUUUCUAAUGCUCAUCCAAUGCUUACCAGGUCUAAGGCUAAGCAUCCUCUUUGUCUCACUGUUUCAUCCUCUAUUCUUCAAACUAAGCCUCUUACUGUCAAAGAAGCUCUUGAAUCUCCUGUUUGGGUUGCUGAUAUGCAAGAAGAAUAUCAAGCUCUUCAACGUCAAGGCACUAGGGAUCUGGUUCCUUUUUCUUCUAACCAGGUUACCAUUAGCUGCAAAUGGGUUUUUAUGAUUAAAAGGAACUCUAAUAGCAUGAUAGCUAGAUAUAAAGCAAGGUUGGUGGCCAAAGGCUAUUUGCAACAAGAGGGUAUUGACUUUCAAGAGAUCUUUAGCCCAGUGGCUAAGCAACCUACAAUUAGAAUUAUCUUGUGUUUAGCUCUCCAUUUUCAAUGGCCCAUCAAGCAAUUGGACAUCUCUAAUGCUUUUCUUUAUGGCAAAUUGGAGGAAGAGGUAUACAUGUUGCAGCCACUUGGUUUUGUUUAGAAUUCCACACAAGUUUGUAACCUCAAUAAGGCACUUUAUGGGCUUAAACAGGCCCGAUAGGGUCUGGUACUCUACUUUUUCCUCCCUUUUGCUCAAUUAGGGGUUUCACAACAGUCGAUCUGACACCUCUCGCUUUAUCAAACACACAGCUACUAUUCUCACAGUCCUUAUGCUUUAUGUUGAUGAUAUAUUGUUGAAUGGUAGUGCUCCUGCCUUGAUUACUUACCUUCUCUUACAGAUGUAUCACACUUUUUCAAUGAAAGAGCUUGGUCAUGUGUCUUAUUUUUUGGGCAUCUCAGUGCAUACUCAGGCCCGUGGUUAUUUUUUGCCUCAAGAGAAGUAUGCAGCUAAGCUCUUGAUCAAAACAAGUCUAGUGGAUUGCAGGCCCUGCUCCACACUCUUAGUUGUCAAACCAUCUACUUCUCCAACUGAUUCGCUUCCUUUUUCCCAACCUUCUUUGUAUAGAAGUGUGGUUGGAGGCCUACAAUAUCUUACCAUCAUUAGGCCUGAUCUGGCUUUGGCAGUUAACCAGGUCUGUCAACACAUGCACUCUCCCACCAAUGCUCACUUUCAAGCUGUGAAGAGGUUGCUGAGGUUGGAGAUAGCUUGGAUAGAAGAUCUACAUUUGGCUACUCUGCAGGGCUUACUUGGCUACAGUAGUUGCUUAAGGAUAUGUUUCUUCCCCGUUCCUCUGUUCCAGUUCUUUGGUGGGACAACCUGUCAGCCAUGGCUCUGGCUUCCAAUCCAGUAUUUCAUUGCAGAUCCAAUCAUAUAUUGAAAUAGAUUGUCAUUUUAUUAAAGAGAAAGUAGUGGCCAAGCAAAUUGAUCUCAGAUAUGUCGCAACUGCAGAUCAAAUUGUUGAUGUGUUUAUUAAGCCCUUAACCACCUCCAGGUUUCAUUAUCUCAAAGACAAGCUCUUGAGGGGGGAAUGAUGAGAUAACAAACCAAGAUUCAGAGAAGCAGCCAUCUCAGCUGCAGAUGCAAGCAUUAGUGCAGCAAUCCAAGUCACAA